Pocillopora damicornis (cauliflower coral) is the source of this 928-nucleotide messenger RNA. Its product is annotated as phospholipid-transporting ATPase IA. Gene Ontology annotation, cellular component: plasma membrane; trans-Golgi network. Gene Ontology annotation, molecular function: ATP binding; magnesium ion binding; ATP hydrolysis activity. The record is from RefSeq and is a predicted model, not a curated record. NCBI's taxonomy places the organism in Eukaryota, Metazoa, Cnidaria, Anthozoa, Scleractinia, Pocilloporidae. Gene Ontology annotation, biological process: phospholipid translocation.
UGAAGUUGAUCCAGAUGACAAACAGUGAGAUUAAGUGAUUUAUAUUUCCGUAAAUUUAUAUUCUUGUUUCCUUCAGAUAAACACUGUUUCGGCAGGUGUAUAGAGGAGUCUAAACCAAACCUGCUUGGAUACCGAAAAAUAUAACUUUUGGUAUACUGUAAUCAUGCUGUAUUCUGAAAUGAAGAGAUAAAUUUGGCCGUAAUUCAAAUUUUCCAUGCUCCAUCACUCCGCUCUUAAGAUACUUGGCAGCCGAAGACACCGGAAACGUAUCUUCCGGCCUAAUAUGAGCGAGGUCUGGGCACAUUUCACUUCGUUGCUUCUUUGGCGGGCAACAUGUAAGCGAUCGAGCUUUUCCUUAAACUGAAACAUGGCUUCUAAAGCAUCCUACAGACCUGUAGUCAAGAGAAGUUCAUCGGAGCUGAUUGACGUCUUAGAUAGUUCGGAAACCAGCGCUGCAGAUAAUUAUGGAUCUCUUAAAAAUGAUGUUACUGAUGGUUCAGAAGCAGAGAGAGUUAUCAUCAUUAAUAAACCACAAACUCAGCAGUUUUGCAACAACAAGAUUAGCACUGCCAAGUACAACUUCUUGACAUUUCUUCCCAAGUUUCUCCUUGAACAGUUUAGUCGAUAUUCCAAUGUUUUCUUCUUGUUUAUUGCACUUUUGCAGCAAAUAGAUGAUGUGUCUCCAACUGGGCGUUAUACCACAGCUGUUCCUCUUCUCUUCGUUCUUUCUUGCUCUGCUGUAAAAGAGAUCAUAGAAGACUAUAAAAGGCAUCAAGCAGAUGACCAGGUUAACAAUCGUAGGGUUAAAGUUCUUAGAGAUAAUACCAUGCAGUCGUUACUAUGGACGGAGGUUCAAGUUGGGGAUAUAGUGAAGGUUGUCAAUGGACAAUUUUUUCCAGCAGACCUUAUACUAGUUUCAUCAAGGUGA